AGGCAUCCUCCACUCCUUCAUGUUUGUCUGAGCCAGUCCAGUCUUACUCUUUCUCUCAGGCAGUCAUGUGAGAUUAGUUAGAAAUCUUGACAUACAGCUUCCUGCCAGGAGGUAGGGCUACUGCUCAAGCUGCCGGACCCGUAGUAUGUGAAUGAGCAGAGCUGUCAGUGCAUGAAACGGCUGAAUCCUGUGUGACUGCGAGGAGGGGACAGACUUUCCUCACAAGGGCGAACAUUACACUGUUGCUCUGCCUCAACAACGUUGGAGCUCCUGCCCAAUCUUAAUCAUAACUGUUUUUAAAAGCCCGAAGCUGGCGCAUUAAUUGAGACUUCACUGUGAUCCCAAGUGCUGGAGCAAUUCUGACAUUGUAGCUUGGGCAAUUUAUGGUGGAAUUAAAGAAAUGUUUGUACCUUUCCAAUCCAAGGACACAUUUCCUGAACUCAAAGAACAUUGGAAGAUUGGGAGUAAUAUGUUUGCAAUCUACUCAUCCAUCAGGAAGUGAGAUCUAAGAAGUUGUUGCGAUCAUUGGUCUAUCUCCGGGGACUCACUGAGAUCUGCUCUUCUACAUAAGCAGGUCCAGAGGUUACUCGCAGUGACUAAGGGCAUCAGCCAAUGACUGUUAAGAUGGGAAGUUUUGAACGCAUGAGGAAUGUGAUGAUAGCUUUCAGUGUCCUGAUCUCACUGAGUGGAACCGGCCUGCUUGCAAUAGCAUGCUUGUUAUUGCUUUACCCCACGGGACCUGGUGGCACACUGUCAAUCAGCAAUGCCCUCUUCAUUGGGACAAUUUACGCCGUAGCCUUAUCUGUUGUGCUGCUUGUUCUUGGAAUUCUCGGCAGUAUUGCUGCUUUCCGGGAGAGCAGAUGCCUUCUCAUGGUUUGUUUCUUGCUCAUUCUGCUGAUGUGCAUGGUGGAGCUUGCUGCUGGAAUUGUCGCGUUUCUCUUCAGAGAUCAUUUAACAAAGUUGUAUUUUGAGGAAGAGCUGAGAGGUUACUAUAUGGGAGCCAACACCACAGAUCCUUACACAAAAAGCUGCGACUCCAUCAUGAUCAGGUUUGAGUGCUGUGGGGUGAAUGGGCCACGGGAUUUCCUUUACGUCAUACAUUUCGUUGUAUUCAACCCUCACUCCAACGUGCCAGAGGCUUGUUGCAAAAGAUACGAAGCCACAAAGAAUGGAAUCAUACUCGAUGUAAAGAAAUGCAUCUCUGGUGAAGCUGAAUUUAUGAACUCUCAGGGCUGCUUCGAUGUACUUGGGCCUAAAGUGGAGAUGAUUCUUUACCUGACUGGAGGUCUGUCUAUUUGGAUCUUAAUAAUUCAGAUCUGCGUGAUGAUCUUUGCAAUCUGGCUGUUCCAACGAGCGUAGACAAGCUUCCCUGGCCCAGCUGUGCUGAGUGACACCGUGGACUGCGUUACGUGUUUGACAUUGAUGGAUACAGAUACCUGCUUUCUCCAUCUCGGGGACUGGAUCCCUGGGGUGUAGCACGGGCACUUCAACCACCUAAUUGUGAGAUUAUUAGUUGAGAGCACGAACCAAGAGGGGGCUGGACUGGGAACGUCACUGGAAGCAGUGAGCAGCCUUUCCUGGUGGCACCGAUGGAAAUGGUUUGGGAGGGGGCUGGGGAUGUGGGUAUCAUUGUGCAAUGAUUUGUAGCUGACCUAAUACGCUCACAAUAUUGAAUCUUAUAUAAUAUACAUGAGGAGAAUCAGAUCUUUCAUAACAGUUUUGAUUCUUGAUGUUUCUCUGAAUUUCUGUGAUUUGCUUUAUACUUUGUGGCUUUUGUGAUUAUGUGAAUAAUUUUUAAUUUGACAACUGU
Amblyraja radiata (thorny skate) is the source of this 1810-nucleotide messenger RNA. RefSeq names its product tetraspanin-18-like. The record is from RefSeq and is a predicted model, not a curated record. Gene Ontology annotation, cellular component: plasma membrane. Lineage: Eukaryota; Metazoa; Chordata; Chondrichthyes; Rajiformes; Rajidae. The coding region runs from base 613 to 1359 and encodes 248 amino acids. The transcript has 10 exons.